AUGUCUUCCAACUACUCCUUCCAUGCCAUCCCCAUAUACUGGGUCAUUGCUCUGUACCCACACAUGUACUCUCAAAUGAUCUUCAAGAAGGGUGCAAACGGCCAACUCGACAACGCCAACCCUCGUGGCGCCUCCACACUAGAGUUCUACCGCAAGUGCUGUCCCGGUCCUCUAUACACGAAAGCCGAGCGUGCGGAAGCAUGUCACAAGAACAACAUGGAGAAUGCGCCGUUCUUUAUCGGAGCGAUAUUGGCGGGCAAUCUGGCGGGGUUGGAUUCGGGUAUGUUUCACUCUCAUGGUUGUUCAUCGAUCAAUGACGACAAACGACAAGACAUUGAUGAUAUGUCAAGAUCCGAAGAGGUAGAAGCUAACCAGGAUAAUAUAGCGACGAUGAAUACUUUAGCGGGAGCCUAUAUCGGUCUUCGCCUCGUGUACAGUUUCAUGUACGUCAAGAUUCAGACGAAUACGCCGAGUUACUUGAGGAGCGUUACGUGGACUGCGAGCGUGGCAGUCUUGAUGACCAUGUUCGUGAAGGCGGGGAACAAGAUGAACUCGGCUUUAGGGCUGUGA
Molecule: messenger RNA, 570 nt
Organism: Alternaria burnsii
Lineage: Eukaryota; Fungi; Ascomycota; Dothideomycetes; Pleosporales; Pleosporaceae
Exons: 2
Coding region: 1-570 (189 amino acids)
Cellular component (GO): membrane
Source: RefSeq, a predicted model, not a curated record